UUUGUGUCACUAUUAAGACCUGAAAUCUAUAUGUUUUUCAUGAUUGUCAGCUCAAACAUUAGAUCCACACCAUUGGAUCUGUUAAUUCAAGACAAGUUAUGUGUCAUACGGUAUGGUAUGUCCCGUGAGUUUUGCCUUAAUUUGGCAAAAAUUAACGAAACAGACGUAAACUACACAUACAAAGUACAGGCAUUGGCCGACGCCGUACAGUAUAACUCUUAUCAGAGUAUUAUACAGAAUAUUCCGGGCAUUGUUUGGGCCCUGUUUUUGGGCGCUUGGAUUGAUAGAUACAGUGGCGGCAGGAAAGUCAUAUUUUUAGUAGGAUCGGCCACACAAUGURUCGAGGCUCUUAUGAAUCUGUUAAAUGCUUACUAUUUUUAUUCAGAUGUCCGAUGGGUAUUGUUAUCAUUUGUACCGUACAUACUGUCUGGUGCUAUGACCUGGUGUACGGCAUACUCAUACGUGGCGGCCACUACUCCAUCACACUUACGGGCAUUUCGUAUGGCUAUAUUAGAGACAAUCGUAGCCUUGGGACAUUUAGUGGCAAAUUUAUUAUACGGACAUCUCAUCAAUCGAGACCCAGUAUGGAGUGACCAACAGAUCCACAAUCAGACCAUCAUAUUCUUCAUUAGUGCCUUAAGCGCUUUCAUUGCAUUCAUUUGGUCUGUUUGGGCCAUUGAUCAACAACAAGACAAACAUAGACUUUACGASACAUUCACUGAGUCMAGUGUUGAUGACGAGGCAAUUGACGAAAAGGACAGUUAUGUGAGAGUCCGCAGUGCAAGACAUGCAAUCAAACUGUUGUUUGAUUGGCGUAACAUCAAAGACAUUGUGAUGACUGCCCUGAAGGGACGUCAACAGAAAGCACGGGCACAGAUAUGGCUGAUAAUUGGUGGCAUAUUUUGYUAUCUCUAUGUUUUGGUGUCUGUGCCGUCAUUUGAGUUUCAGUUUUAUGAACAUAUCUAUAAAUGGGAUGCAAAAGACUUUAGCGAUUACGAGUCCAUAGGACUGGUGGCUAACUGUCUAUUUGUGUUGACAUUCACACCGUUUGUUAUAAAAGUAUUCAAUAUACAGGAUCUUUACUUAACAGUAAUUGGUUUUUCUGGACUCAUGUGUCGUAUGAUUGUAUUGGGAACAGUAUUAGAGCCAACCGGUUAUUAUAUCUCAUUGGCAUUUAGCUGUACCACAUGGUUGGCCGAUGUCGGUCUGCGGUCACAUCUGUCCAAAAUAGUGGCCGCCAACGAAUUGGGCAAAAUAUUUACUUUGCUAACAGUAGUCGAUGCCAUUGUGCCGCCAAUCGGAUCAUCAGUAAUGGCCGCUUUGUUUCGGUCAACUAUUUCGACCUAUGGGGGCAUAUGUUUCAUAUUUUUGACAUUUGUUUGCCUACUGGCUAUAAUACUGGCACUGGUAGCUAUGUAUUUGAAUAAACAACAAAAUACCARUAGUAUCGUUGACAUGUUGUAA
Oppia nitens is the source of this 1464-nucleotide messenger RNA. RefSeq lists its product as uncharacterized. Gene Ontology annotation, biological process: transmembrane transport. Bases 31 to 1464 code for a protein of 477 amino acids. The transcript has 5 exons. Gene Ontology annotation, cellular component: membrane. The record is from RefSeq and is a predicted model, not a curated record. Gene Ontology annotation, molecular function: transmembrane transporter activity. NCBI's taxonomy places the organism in Eukaryota, Metazoa, Arthropoda, Arachnida, Sarcoptiformes, Oppiidae.